Baudoinia panamericana UAMH 10762 is the source of this 807-nucleotide messenger RNA. RefSeq lists its product as uncharacterized. Gene Ontology annotation, molecular function: gamma-glutamylcyclotransferase activity. Lineage: Eukaryota; Fungi; Ascomycota; Dothideomycetes; Mycosphaerellales; Teratosphaeriaceae. The record is from RefSeq and is a predicted model, not a curated record. The annotation marks the transcript as partial. The transcript has 2 exons.
UUGUACCUGGCCUACGGAUCCAACCUUUCGAACGAGACGUUCCGAGGCAAUCGCGGUAUCAAGCCGAUCUCGCAGAUCAACGUCCAAGUACCAUCAUUACGGCUGACGUUUGAUCUACCUGGUAUACCCUAUUCAGAGCCAUGCUUCGCCAACAACGAGAAGACGCCCUUGUUGACACACGCAUGGCAGCAGAAGGGACCAUACCGCAAAGACAGAUGGCACAAAGGCCUGAUAGGCGUGGUCUACGAGGUAACGGCGGAGGAUUAUGCGCACAUCAUCGCAACAGAAGGCGGUGGAUCCGCGUACCACGAUAUCGAAGUUGACUGCCAUCCAUUUGUUUCCACUGACCCUAGCAGUCCCGUCCCGCAAAACCCAACACUACCCGCGUUCAAGUCACACACGCUCUUUGCACCUGCAGCACCACCAGGCCAGGACCCCCCCAAGUAUGGUGGGCGUCUUCAGCGUCCGGAUACUAGCUACGCGCAACCUUCGGCUCGCUACCUGAAGCUCAUCGCGGAUGGCGCAGCAGAGUUGGGCUUGCCGUACGAGUAUCAAGACUAUCUGCACUCUAUACGUCCGUUCACGGUCACAAGCAACAAGCAGCGGGUGGGACAGUAUGUGCUGCUCUCGGUAUGGUUGCCAAUUGUGGUACUGGUGUUCAUGAUGAUACGGAUGUUCGAGGAUGAGGAUGGGCGGCUCCCGCAAUGGAUGGCUGAGUUCAGUGGCGCGGUAUUCAAGGGUGUGUGGUCAAGCUAUGACGCCUUCUUCAAGCCGAUGUUUGGAGAUGGUGAACGAUCUAUCGCAGAU